AUGACUGCGCCUAUUGUAGUCCUUUUCCACUACAUCCUGUUACACAUUGUCAUCAUGAUGCAUCAUAUUGAGUCUUUCGAGCUUCCCAAGUGGAUUUCGAAGCAUUCCCUCGACGCAUCUCUUGUUUUGGCUGGAAGUGCAAGUCCCGCUUUGUCCAUUCAGGACUUGAUCGAGCUUUCCUCAGACAAGCAGACAACUUCCCGCAAUCUGAAUGGCAGUCUAAGUCUUCGGCAGGAGAUCUCCCGUCUCUACGAUGGAGUCACGGCAGAGAACAUCCUCGCGACGAAUGGAGCAACAGGUGCCAAUUCGCUUGUCUUCCAAAGCCUGCUCAAGCCUGGCGAUCAUGUCGUUGCCAUGUAUCCUUCAUAUACCCAGCUUCUGUCUAUCCCCAAAGCCACUGUUGGAGAGAACAUCACAUAUUGGGCUCUUGAUCUAAACAAUCAAGCCCAGGGAGAUCUACAGCAGUUGAAGGACAUGAUCAAGCCCACCACGAAAAUGAUUGUGCUGAACAACCCCAAUAACCCCCUAGGUACUACCCUGAGUCUCGGAAUGCAACACGCAAUAGUCGCCCUGGCCCGUGAACAGGGUCUAAUCCUUCUGGUUGAUGAGAUUUUCCGCCCAUUGUUCCACGACUCGACAAACCCGCCCUCGUUUGUGGAGCUGUCGGAAGAGUCUGACACGGUGAUUGUCACCAGCUCCAUGAGCAAAGUCUGGGGACUAUCUGGUGCCCGAGUAGGCUGGAUCGCAACGAAAAACGCCAAAAUUCUCUCCGAUUGUUUGAAUAUGGGUCUCUAUACGAUGAUGGCCGUAGGCAGCAUUGAUGAGGUCAUCGCUGCGGAGGCUUUGAGUGAUCGAUGCCGGCCUCAAAUUCUGGCGAAGCAUCUAGCAAUAGCUCAGAAGAAUCUCAGCCUCCUGGAAAACUUCGUCAAUAGACACGCAGGUGUUUCGUGGAUCAAACCAAGCUCAGGAGCGACAGCUUUCGUACGAUUCUCUUCGAAGGGAGCCCCUGUCGACGAUGUUGAAUUCUGUCUGAGGUUGAAGGAGAAGAAGGGCGUUUUGCUGGCCCCUGGAAGUCUCGCCUUUGGAUUGGCGGCUGCUCAGGACUUCCGUGGGUUCGUCCGGAUGCACGUAACCGCUCCUCCGGAGAAGGUGCAGGCAGCUCUGGACGCGAUUGAUGAAUACUUGGACUAG
Messenger RNA from Penicillium maclennaniae, 1191 nucleotides. RefSeq lists its product as uncharacterized. Gene Ontology annotation, biological process: biosynthetic process. Bases 1 to 1191 code for a protein of 396 amino acids. The transcript has 3 exons. Gene Ontology annotation, molecular function: catalytic activity; pyridoxal phosphate binding. Lineage: Eukaryota; Fungi; Ascomycota; Eurotiomycetes; Eurotiales; Aspergillaceae. The record is from RefSeq and is a predicted model, not a curated record.